AAAAAUUUACCCAGGAGUAGUGGACAGUUGGAGAAGAUGGCGGCAAUUUUGCGAAGUGCCGCGGCAAAUGUUGCUAAUCGUGGUCAGCCAAGUUCCUUUUACAACAAGGACAAGAACAAUCCCGUUUUCCAAUCUCUUGACCAAGAAAUCAAGAAGUUUAUGGGGUAUAUGAGAAAAAGAAGUGCACCCGGAUAUAAAAAGCCAGACGAGGAACCGUCUUCUAGGCCUUCUGACACACUAUUUGAGUUGUGGAACAAGUAUGAACCCAAGCUUCCUAAAGAGUACUACCAGAGCAAGUUAUUGGAGGUGGGAGACUUCCUAGUGUUGGUUAAGGAGUACAGUAUUGCGCUAUGGCAGUGCUAUGAUAGAUAUCUGAUGCACUUUGGGAAUCUCAAUGUAGAGGAAAUAACUGAUGUAGAUGCCUUCAAGAAAAUGUUCUUCCCAGGGGGAUUUGAAUCAGACAAUGCCGGUCUUACUUUCCGAGCUCUGAUGGGUAAAAGCAUCAGUAUGUACCAGAUGGUGAAGGCUAGUGACCCCAAACUCCAGAACAAACAGUCUGUGGAGAGGUGUGUCCUCAUCCUGAAUUUCCUCAGACUUGUCAUGCAAGUCGUGCUUCCAAAAGAAACACUGUGCUGGCUGGUGUACAAUGGUACAGUUCACAUCUACAGCAUUUCACGUCAUCUCAUGUCUCUGGGGCACUCCUCAAGGGCCCUCGAGUACCUCCUCUGGGCCAGUAUGUGUAUGGAGACAUCUGUCCCCCUCCUGGCCGUGAAGUACCUCCCCUGGAGGGCCACCCUCUAUACUGCUGUCUGUCAGUGCUACUUUGACUGUAAACAAUCACAGCAUGCAGAGGCCUUUGCAAGGAGAGGGUUGGCCAAGAUUAAUGAGCUGAGUAACUUGGAGAACCUGAGUAGUUCUAUAGAGACUCCCCUAUCUGAAAUCACCUUCAGGACCGCCACUGUCAAGAUGGCCAUUAUGGUGUUUAAGAGAUCAGUGUAUGAGACAAGGAGGAAACCAAAGGCUUUACUGAGACCCAAAACAAGAGCUAAUCUGAAGGAGGCCUCCCAUCUGACUUGGCCCAGGACUCCUUCUGAGAAGCUGUUGGCAGACAUGUUUGAAGGCAGUGCAGCACAGUUCCUGUGCAUUCUAGAGAGUCUGACUGACACAAAUCGCCGGAUUCUUCUGACAUCCCCUCCAGCUUCUGACUCUGAGGUAGAAAUACUAGAUGUGUACGCAGAGCUCUUCAUGGCAGGGCAAGAAAUUCUAGCAGGUGGUGGUGGACAUCGGGGGUCAUCCAUCAAGCCAACCAGUAGUGUCCAUCUCCCUGCUCUGGCCGGAAUCAUCAAGGACUCUAGCGUCAUGGACAUGGCCUCAAAAGGAGAGGAUGGCAGCUCCAUUGAGGGAGCCAUUCGUCUGGUAAAGCUCGCCUAUAGCUUUGAACAAUGGGAGGUGUUUGAUACCCUGAUUGAGAAUGUACUGACCUAUAUCAGGAUUCUGAACAACAACAAGUAUAGCUGGGAUGAGAAGGCCUUGGAGCUCCUGUUGGCCAUGGAGAAAGUGAACCCUAGCAGACGACACAAACGUAACAUGGCUUCUGUUGUUGAUGAUGUGGAGAAGGAUGGAGGGCAAACUGCAGAACCGAAGACAGCACCGGAUUCUCAACCAGCUACCUCCAGUAGAUCUUAUAGUGGGAAUGAUGAUUUGAUUCAAGUAGCUGAGGUCAUGAUGUCUAUUGUUAAUGGGCCAUUUGUGCCCUCCAAGAUCGAGGUUGAUAUGGUUGUAGAUGCUGCUCUCUUUCUUUGGAACAAAACCAAGUCGGUUUUCCAGAAGCAUCAGUCCGGUUCAGCUGACAACCCAAAGUACCUCCAUAAAAUGGAGAACCCCAAUAAGUGGGUAUACAUUCUUGAUGUUGUCCACAAGGUCCUUUGUUGGUGUGGUAUCAGCAGUGUUGACCCAGCACUGACCGCAGAAGUCGUACUGAGACUGGCUCUUGUGUUUGAGAGCAGCGCUCACAUUGAUGACGGGUUUUUAAGAUCUAAGUUAGUUACCCAGAAUUCCAAGAUUUCUCCUGAUGAGGCCAGCACCCCCACAUCUUAUCGUUUAUCCAGUACGCGCGAGGCGACUUUUGCACUGCGUGGCUCCAAGAUGUCGCUGGAUGAGGUGGGACAGGAAGGAAGCCAGCACCACCUGGUGUCACGGACCUCCAUGUUGUCAUCAUCAAUGCUCAAUGUCAACCCACGACAACAGCUGCUGCAAGCUCGAGAUAUACUGGAACUCGGACUCAAGAAUGUGUCAUACGCUCGGCAGGCUGUAGCUCUGAGUGAUGGGAAAUCCAUUGCAGAUGUCAGCUGGGCAAAGUUGGAGGAACAUCAAAUGAUGUCUCCUAAGAAAGCUCCAACAAACUUGGAUCUGGACACAAAAAGUAUCGCAAGUGAUUUACUAAGUCUGGACAUACAGGAUGAAGUUUUCAGUCCAGAGCCUGUCUCUCAGAGAGACACAAACCGUACUGAGGGGGUAAAGUCAGCAGAUGAAGGGGAGGGGAAAAAAGAAGCCACGCCCACAGAGGAGGGUAGUAAGGGCUCAGCCACCGCUGUGUGGAAUACAAUUAAGGACCUUCACCUAGAGCUGAUUUUAAUGUACCACCGCGUCUGUCUGAAGCUAGCCUCCAUGGGACCUGACCCUGCAGAAAACAUCCCCAAACCAUUCAAAAGGAGAGACCUCUCUAAACAGGAGAGCAGUACAGAACUGAACCCUGCCUAUAUUGAUGAUUAUAAAGAAUUACUAGGAGCCUGCAGAAAGAACUACCUGUCCAAAGCCCUGCUCUUUAUGCAGAAAUCCCUCCUCCUCAGUAAUUCUGGGGUCACCACUACGGAACAGAAAAGUCUGCUGCAGGAUGCUGUCAGUAUGAUCCAGAAGAGUCAGAUAGAUGAGAAAAGGAUCUACACAGAGAACACUAAUGUUCCAGAAGUCCCAGACAAACCCCGCAAGGUGCCCCCUCCCCCCAUACUACUGUGUCGCACUGACACCAUGAUGGUCUUCAAACCUGCCCCCUUCUCCUCAGAGGAUGGGCAAGAGGUAGCCUGGUUCAGAAUCUUUGCUCGUUCAUCUACAGGCAGUAAUGUCAAGGUCAGAUUAAAUGACCACUUCUUCCCUGGGACUGGUGAAGAGGUGCCCAGCUACAGAUGUGAAUUACGAGUGUCCGGACUUCAGCCCAAUGAGCGUUAUGUCUUUGCUGUAGCUGCUUAUAACUCUGAUGGUCAGCUGAUCGGUGGAGGAGUGGGGGAGAGUUCUAAACCUGUCCUUGCCUCCCACCCCCUACCUGUCUUGAUGACAUGGGGUUUUCUUAGUCAGAUAGCCUACCAGGUUGGGUGUUAUGACAUUGCACGACAGGCCUGUGACGUCCUCUGGGGUCAUUUCAUUGCCAAACCCCCAGCUCCACAAACUGUGACCUUCACCUCUAAGUCAGAGGGACCUUUCAAGGUCUCAUUGAUGAAAUUGAACCAGAAGGUAGUUUGUGUUUCGUCUCCCGUUCUGUUGAGACAGUUUCUGACCAGUAUCUUUAUCAGUGUAGACAUGAGUGUUAAGGAAGGAGAACUCUUCUGUGAUGUCAUCAAUGAUAAAGGACCACUUCUUCAAGGACAGAUGAAGCGUCUGAGUGAGUGUGAGAAGAUGUUGGUGGCGCUGGAGUUGGCGGGGUGGCUAAACGAGGCUAAUCUGGCCCUACAGGCGGUGGUCCAGUGUUAUGGACUGUUGGCACCACUCAUCUUCUACAAGAUACCCUCUCUGGCGGUGGUGCAGGUAUUGCAGAGAUGCCAUGUGGUGCUGCAAGAAAUUCCUGCUGGCCUCAGACAAAAGAGACAACAGAGUAUAGCAGACAGCCUCCAUCACAUGACAGCGUGUAUAACCUACAGUAUGGCUAAGGUUUUGAGGUCGUGGGGUCACAAGCAGCUAGCUAACAACAUUAACGAGGCAGGUCGCCGUCUGCUGGCACUUGAAGGAGAGGACCCCAAGGACAAAAAACACAAAGAGAAGGAACAGACAGACAUAACAGAGAAGGGGGCCCUCUCAGGGGGCGAAACUUCUGCUGACGAAAAAACUGACAUGUCUGACUCAAUGCCACUUCAUGCACUGAAGAGGAAGAGGGCCAAAAGAAUGGGGCCGGGAGCCGGUAAAGAGGAAGCUGAGGGACCAGUCAAUGAGGAGCUGAAGGCAUUAGAAGCUCACAUGCUUAGUCUCUCCAAACAAGCCCAGUAUGAGCAUGAACUGUCAGGAUUUGAGGACCCUAGUAUUCUCCAUGCCUACAUAGCUUACCUUCCCAGUAAGCUGGCUUAUAGAGAGGUGGUGAAGUUCAAGCGUCGCCAUCGCUAUCUGGAGUUCUUUGUCCAGGUCGCUCAGAAAGCCCUGACAGAAGGAAUGGCCACCCAAGUAAUGGACUGGUGUGACGACACAUCGACGUGGCUGGCCAAGAGGAAUGAGCAAAUCAUUGGAAUGCGCCAAUACCUGGGUAAGCAGCCAGGUGUGGUCACUGUGUCCGGAGAUGACCCUAAGAGGUUUGCUGCCGCCAUGGUAGAAUAUACAAAGGAGAAGGAAAUGACAACUCCCAAAAUCCCAGGCUCGAAGAUCGCAGCUGCUAAAUCCAGCACCACCAAGCCAAGACGCCGCCGGCAGUAUAGGCCUGUCAUGGUGAACCCUAACAUGACAGACACCCAGCGCCAUGCCCAGGAAGAGGCAGAAUUAAAGGCUAUAGAAACUUUUACCACCUACUUCCCGGACAUGUAUAGACAGUGGCACAGGAAGAGGAAACUGAGGAAGAUGACAGUGGAUGAAAUGCCAUGGAGAUGUCAGUUGGUGUUGCUGCAAGGAAUGAGUCAUUUCUCAGCUUUUCUACAAAGACUGGAGACAAGAGAUAAAGUAUUGGGAACUGCCAACAUGUACAGAACCAACUUUUUGGAUGAGGAAUGGUUUGGUUUUGAGACAGCUGGUACCCUUGUUGUCGGCUGGGAGGGAGGACCAGCUAAACCCAUUGAGCCGCGAGGCAGAAAGAGGCUGGAAGAGGAUGAGGAGGGAGAGCUAGCCCGCUUACAGGCGUCACGCUUGGAUGCACUUGACUUGGCAGAGCAUGAGAGUCGCCCACGGACCACGGCUACUGGUAUUGAGAUAGCAGCUGCCCUAGCUACAGGAGAGGUCCCUGAACAUCUGAAGGAAACUGAAUCUCCUGAUUUGGCUGGUUCUCAGUCCCAGACUGAGACAACACAGGGUACCAGUACAGAGGGUACCAAUAAAGAGGGCAGUGCACCCCCUCCCAUGUUCUUCUACCCCCCAGAACAGGAGGACACCCCCAGGACGUACCGCUCAGAUGCUAGCAAUGCCCCAGCCGUCCCCAGACAGACACAGAAGGAGAUAGAUAAUGUCAUUAUAUCUACCAAGGAAAUCACAGAAUCCCUCACCAAGACCUUCGCUCACUUCAAGAAGGCUGUGAUCUUGGCUCAUAGGGGGCAGCACUGGACAUUGCUCCAGAACUCGUGCCGGACCAUGUGGAAUUGUGCCCAUACUGCACUGUUACGGGCAAUUGGACAAGAGGAUGGACUUCUGACUGUGGACAAUCUGAGAUCUAUAGUCUGGUUCCCUGUGUAUACUGCGGCUGACUGUACAUUAGACAUGUUGGUACAUCUACAAACAGAUCUUGAGAAACACGCUGAAAAGGCAAAGAGCAAGAAUCGUAAGCUUGGAGAUAUGUUUGAGACCUGGACAGGUGACAUCACGAAGGAGAAGGGCGGAGCCAGUCUGAAGUUUGAGGCUCCACUAGAUGACGCCAGUGUUUGUGACAUUCGAUUCAUCAGUCGAUUUGUCCUGAGGGUCCUGGAAAUGCUGUUCUAUGAGCAGAAAUGGGAGAAGUUAGUUGAUAUAGCCAUGCGAUUCAGUGGACUGACUAAUGACCGUUAUGCUGAACAAGUCAUUCCAAUCCUUGUCCAGGCCCAGAGACAAAUCGUGUCCCUCCUAGCUGAGCUUGGGGGAGAGGAACCCCCACAGAAACACUACCGUCAGCUGAUGCAGAGACUGGGCGGUGUGAUCACCUCUAAAAACUAUCUCCACACUCAGCUGACCUUAGUUAUUGACCCCAAUAACCUCCCUCCAAUCCCACCAGGGGCAGCUAUUGACCCACUUGGACACGGAAUAUAUACAAUUAAGGAUGGUCAGACUUCAGUUUCUGUGCCCCUUGACAUACCCCUCAGUCUGCAGACAUUACGGGAGGUCCUGGAUAAGUCACAGUACACCUGUAGGGCCCUCCAUCAUAGCCGGAAACUCCUCAUACUCUACCUGGCUGGCCAGCAGAAUGUUGGAGAUGGGUUCCUGAGUCGCCAGGUGUCUCGGGUAGAGUUUGUCCCCACCACAGCUAAACCCCAGCCUACCAUGCCCCCUGACAUCAGCCGAGAGGAAUUCACAGACAUGAAUGAUGUACUGACAACAUGUAUGCCAAGGUCCCAGCUAGGAACAGUCAUCUCAUCCUAUGAAAAGACAAUAGCUAUGUUGUUAGCCAAGAACCAGAGAAGUCAGGCAGCACAGGCCAUGCAUGAAUUGGGAAAUCUCCAGUACCAUGCCUCAAACAUCAGAGGGGCAUACAGAUGGUGGGCAGAGUCCCUUGACCACACCCUCAACACGACAGAUGCCCUCCACACCUGGAGGAACAUGAUGAAGGAUAGCACGGACAUCAGCUCUGACCUACUUAAGAGAUGUGGACUGUGGGGUUGUCUGCUGGGGGGCGUGUUAGCCUCCAACAUUGCACAGUACAUCUUAACCUCUGACCUUGGACUGAGAAUGGAAUGCUGUUUCCUGUCUGGCUAUUUUUUCAAGGCCCUAUUCCGUACCUCUCUGCCCCACCCCAGGGCUGACAGAGACUAUGCCCUGUAUGAGGUAGGGGAGGGCUGUGAGGUCACAAACCUUGUCCCUGGACUGGACCUGUUGUCAGAGAAGUUCCGUUGUGAUGGAAGACAACUGAUCGCUGCCAUCCGUUGGGUGACAGAGGAGCUGGCCAGAGGGAAGCAUAACCUGUUUGUUCUGCCCUUGCUGACCCUGAACCAGUACCUGACGACCUUUGUCUGUCGUGACCUUCAGAGGUCAGUGGAUGGACGAAUACUCAAAGUAAGAGUGCUCACUGACCUGCGACUGUUUAACGAGGCCUUUAUCACCCUCCAGCGACUUCUUCAUGGAGAGAGACUACCUCAGAUCGGAGACAGUCACUUCAGACAAGUGGAAUCUAAGAUGAGCUCACUGAAGUUUAACACGUCCAAACCUAUCACAGAGCCCGUCAACCUUAGGGUUCUGGAGAUGGUCCUAGAUAAGAGGUUGUCGUCCAGUCUGGCUACCCUCUAUGGACCCCACAUGACCUGUCACCUGUCCCUAGUACAGGCACACCUGUUUGUGUCCUUGGCAGACACCAUUCCUGUCAUCCCAAGGAUGGAGGAUGUCAUUUUGACAGAUGGACAGAAGGAUCUAAAACCUUUCACUAUCAGUACAAUCUCCCGCGGGGGACUGGGUUCCAAAGGAUUCAAAUUAUCCAGUAGCAGCAGUGGGGGAGCACGGAAAUCUACACGGUCAUCAACGGACACACGGAAAGAUGACGGGGGAGGGGAUGAGGAGGAGGAGGAACAUCACAGUGGUCAUGUGACCAGACGCUUCACCCAGAGUAAGAAACCCCUGACCCUGGAGCUGAUUAAAGGGACACUACUGACUAUGGCUGAUCAGAUGGUGACCACCAUUGCUGAGGUCAUUCUGGAGAAUGCAGAACACGACAAAUCUGGCCUGGACUCUCUGCCAGCAGCUGAGCUGGAGUUGGUUGUCCUCUGUAAGCUCCAGCAGGCUGUGAUCUCCCGCCAGAAACAACAUGCUCCUAUGGCUGCUCGGAUCAUUCUAUCUGCCCUCAAACUCCUCAAAAAUUCUCAGCUGUUUAAACCCAAGAAAGAAACUACAGUUACAAAGAGAGAAGAUCCUUUUGAAUUAUCGGCGAGACCAUCCUCUCUAAAAGGAUCAGGUCCCAAGAAGGACGCCCAUGCUAACGUUAAAAUCGUUCAUCCAGAAAAUAGCCAGUUCCAGUACCAGAACUUCCAGAGUCGGUCACGCUUGGACGCCCGGUUAUGGUUGGACUGUCGUCAGGCUCUAGUGAAGUGUCUGAUGAUGGAGGUCCGCAGCUUGGGAGAGAUCAAAGACCCUGAGACUAAGGUUCUACAGGAGCUGGCAGACUGUCGUCAGUAUUGUAUUGAGGGUCUGGGUGAGGCGGAGGCUUGUGGUGACGUAGAAAUGCAGGCCGAGUUCUUCAUACAGGGCGCCAUACUUAACAUUACAGAGGGCAAGAGUCUGGAACACACUGUAUCUCUGCUGCAGGAUGCCAUUAAGUUGUUGCAGAAAAUCCCUAAGUUGUCUGUCCCUGGGGAGCAGCUGUUGACCCGUGCCCUGGUCCUGAGGACGGACCUCGAGGCGGUGGAGAGGGACGAUGAGACGGUACUGUUCACGGAGCGUACACUGGAUCAAUACUUAGAGGCCCAGGACCUCAUACUUAAACAGUUGGAGAGACUAGGGGAGGCUAUUGAGCACUACUAUCCCAGUCAGAUGUCACAGUUCUCUGCCCCUGUUAGUCCUAUGAAGAACAUAUAUCUCCCUCAGUUGUUACAGCUGGUACAAAUCAAACUGAGGGUCGGACACGCCAUCAGCAGGAAUGCUGCCAAAUACAUCCGCAAUGGUUCAGAUAAGGACCCAGUACAGCUUUGGUCUGGAGCACUGGGAGUUCUAAUGACUGCUAGAGAACUGUCCCAGGCCAGUGUGACAAGGGAGGCUAAUCUGGAGGCUGAAAUCUUACUGAACCUAGGUAAAGUACAGCGUAUGUUGGUGUAUCACGGAAAGUUCCCACCAAGGAAAGCAGCAGAAACUCUGUUAGAAGCCAUUACCACCAGCUUCAAUAAUGACCAUGAUCUGGGACUGAUGAGACAGGCCUAUAUGGAGAUUGCCUUAGUCUAUCUGCAGAGUUCCAGUUUGAUUUCCUUAAAAGACAACAAUGGCCUGGAAUUUGUGACUGAGUCUCAGGAUCCACUGGAACCAACCAGUGCUAAAACUGACAGCUCAAGGAAGACCAAGUCAUGGAAGAGUAAAAAGGAUCGUCUGAGCAGCAGGACAAAGUCCAGUAAGAGUGAUGAAGUGGGUGACCAAGAGAAAGAACGCCGCGCAGCGUGGCUGGCCAUCAGGUGUGCCGCGGCGGUGGCAGAGGCUCAGAGAGCUCGUAUGUUACUGAUUGGGGAUGUUAGCGUUACGUCACAAAAACUCCCAGAAGCUGCUCAAGAGAACAUCCCAGACUUUGUAGCUUUGGAUCUUGUCAGUGCUUAUGUGUUAGGAGAGAAGAAGAAAGUGUAUAAAAAUGAAAUAGAGGAGGAGUUGGCUCCCUUGAUCGAGGCACAGGAAGUGAAGAAGGUGGAGACUUAUGAAGAACAAGUGAACCGAGCAAAAGAUGGAGCUAAAGACCUCGGAUGGAUUCACUUCUUAGGUUACCAGACAGUAUUACAGAGACUUUGUAGCACCUCCACAAUCUCUGCCUCCAGUGUCAAGUCUGACAACUCACCACAAGAUGACAGCGACCCAGGUGACCUAGGACCAGACUUUGACCUUGGGUUCAUAAGUCAUGCCCAGUGUGACACAACCAUGAACCAUGAUGUGGUGCGUUCUAUGUUGUUUGGUGGUAUCUGGUCGCGGCGCUCUGCCAAGCUUCAUACCUACCUGUCCUCAAAUCUACAAGUGUACAGUGAAAAAUGUUGUGCUGUGUAUCCCCCCGCAAAUCUCAGUCUGCCCACCGUAGCUGCUGUCAGGUUGGAUGCCAAUGUUUUGUACAAGUCCUACAUCCAGAACCUGACUGUUCCUACAGACCAAGAGGAGAAUGUCCAGACUGCUGGACAAGGAGUCACAGGGAAGGCCCCACCUCCUCCAGGAUCAAAUCUUAACCAGUACCAACCCCCGGACAAAACUGUCACCACCCCCACUGAGACUGAGGUGGCUGUACAGUUUUACCAGCCCUCAUUGGAAGAGAAUGAUCCCCAGAGACCUGAAGCUGUGGGUCCAGACUCCAGAAUCCUCUUACUAUUUGCCAUGUCCAACAAGAAGGUCAACCAACCAGGUGUCCAGUGGGUGACCUUGUCCCAACUGAAUGACCUUCAUGACAGAUUGGCACUGCUUGCCCAGAGAGGAGAGAUUUCACUGCAGGAAAAAGAGAAGAAAUCCAAGGAUCCUAUCACUCCGUCCCCUACCCCCACUGCCAAGGCCAAGAAGACCCAGAGGAUCAAAGCUCUGUCCCCCAAAGUUCAGAGAGAUGAACAGCUAGAGAGUUUAUUAAAGCAGUGUGUAGAUGAUGUGACCACCAUACUGGGUGUCCUGACUGACCAGGCCGAAACGGCCAGUACCGCAGGGGACAUUCCAUUUGAGGUGAGCCGACAGAACAUCAGGAAUCUGGAGGGUCUGUUUGAUCCAGGAUUCGGUUUUAUUCUCCGUGGAUCAGAUAUGGCUACCUGGCUUGUUAAACUACUAACCCAGCAGUAGGAACUAGACA
Messenger RNA from Saccostrea echinata, 10582 nucleotides. RefSeq names its product cilia- and flagella-associated protein 54-like. Gene Ontology annotation, molecular function: protein binding. Gene Ontology annotation, biological process: cilium assembly. The transcript is spliced from 68 exons. Lineage: Eukaryota; Metazoa; Mollusca; Bivalvia; Ostreida; Ostreidae. The coding region runs from base 37 to 10572 and encodes 3511 amino acids. The record is from RefSeq and is a predicted model, not a curated record.